Messenger RNA from Camellia sinensis, 2479 nucleotides. RefSeq lists its product as uncharacterized. Lineage: Eukaryota; Viridiplantae; Streptophyta; Magnoliopsida; Ericales; Theaceae. The record is from RefSeq and is a predicted model, not a curated record.
ACACUUAUAUGUCCCAAAUAUGAAAGCAAUGACACCUAUCGUCAUCUCAACUAUAAAAUGCUGAAUGAGAGAGAGAGAGAGAGAGAGUGAACAGAGAUUAGAGAGAGAAACAUUAUAGAGCGAGAGCGAGCGAGAGAGAGAGAGAGAGCUUUAGCUGCUAUGAAUCCAAGCAAAACAGAGGACGAUCUAUUCAAUCACCUGGACCCUCCGAUCAUGAACCAUCGACUCGAAUCACAGCCGUCAAUUCUCGACCAAGAACCCUACCCUCUCCCUCCGAUGUCCGAUAUCGUUCUCUUCGGAGUCGACGACUCCGAUUCCGACUCACUGAGUCACACUUCCUCCGACGCCGACAACCCCUCCUCCGCCUCCGCAAACCACCACCACAAUCAUCUCAGCUCCGCCGUCACUCCCCCUACUAACGGCGUCGUUUCACAGCCCACCACCACCACCAACCCUAGGGUUCAACAACAACAACCCUACAUUAACCCUAGCCCUCACGUAUCGACUCAAUUCUACACAUUCAACACCGAAUCUCAUGCUCUGAUGAUCCAAUGCAUACUCGAGAGCCGCGCCGCGACUGCCGAUGAGAUCCGAGCUGCGACGCCGAUGCCGGUGCUGUCGAGCUGGAGAGCUGUGUGGAAGGAUCGGAAUGAAGACACGGCGUAUUUAACCGCGUGGAAACGAAUCCAAGACAAGCUCAUCGUCCAUGUCGACGAGCCUCACGGUAAUCAAUUCUUGUGUUUCAAGAACAAUUCGAAUCAAUUCGUUUCGCAUGUUAAUCAGUGGCAAGACAUAGUGAUGAGAUUUCAUGUUGAUAGUGACUUGAAACACUUAGGGCUUAAAGAAACUGUAGAGAGAAUUAAGCAAUCGUGGACUGUAGGUGCUAAAUUUUAUGGAAUUCCUGAAUCAUUUAUUAAGGUUUGUAUUUCCGCUUGCCCCGUGUGCUCCUCCGAUUUGUCGGGGUCAAUGCAACGGAAUAAAAGGCGGCGGUUUGAGUACACAGAGUCGUUUGAUGUGCCAGCAAAUGAAGUGCCACAUAGGUUACGACAAUUGGCAGCAAAACAUAAGGUUGUGUUGUGUAUAAGGCAGAAAUAUAUUAGGUACAAACCAUUUAUGGCGGAGGUUAAGGAUUACGCGUGUCACCGUGCUGGAGUGCCAGCGUCAUCGAAGAAAUCGAAGGUUUUGAAGAGGGAGCCGUAUGCGUCCAAGCGGUGUGGUUGUGGGUUUCGAAUAAGGGCAAUUGUGCCAAUUGCUAAUUAUAAUGAGAAGGAUAAGACAUUUGUGUAUCAAGAAGAGGGGAUGGCGGUGUUUAAGUUGUAUGCGGUGCAUUCGGGUCAUGAACCCGGGCCGUUAGAUGGCAACGCGAGGAUUAUGCAUCGAGUUGUGGGACAUAAAGGGGAAUAUUUGAUGGAUCAAGAAACAGUGUAUGGGAUGAGUGAGGAAAUGGAAAAUGAGGGUUUUGGGUUCAUGGGGAAGGACAAAGGGGAUCUACAACAUUCGGUUCUACAACAAGUGCAGGAAUUGAGAAAUGUAUUGGGGUCGCUCGAAGGGAGAAUUGCAAACAUGCCAAUUGAGCAAUUGGGUUCAAUCUCACAAGAUUUGUUUGACGCUGUGAAUAAACUUAGAACCACAGGAGAUUAUUGUUCAAAGCCAGUUGGAUUACUUUCUGAUAAGUCACAUUCGGAUGAUCUGUUGGUGGGAGAGAGCGAUUUGGCAGAUUGGGGUGAUCCUCACCAUGAAGGGAUAUAUGGGGAUAAUAAGGAUGGGGAAUUGAUCGAAGAAGAUGAAGACAGCUUUGGGCGAACCCUCGGGGAUGUUGUAUCUUGGGAUCAGAUGAGAACAGAGUGUAGGAGUGAGAAGGGUUUGCUGGAUGAUACUUGUAAACCUGAAAAUUGGCUGAAAUUGAGCGAUUUUGAUGAGAAGAACAUUCUUGACUGUAAGAGCAUUCUUUACUGUGAGGAUUCCAAACUAAUCAAGCCCUUGAGGAAUGACGAGCAUAUAGUAUCAGAUGUGGGUCUUGUUGGUGGUAUGCAGGUUGACAGCUUCUACCCGGAUAAUCCGAAAUGGUGUGAUUCCCCUUGUGCAUUGGACUCCAGUACAGAUUGUGGUGAUAGUGGAUUCAGGCAUGGGGGGAUUAUGUAGAGCUUUUUAGAGUUGGGUCAACCCACUCUAACGAAAUAAUCUUGAGUUUGUUAGGUGCCAUUCAUUCCAUUUUCACAGUUGGAAGUGGGUUGUAUAUUUAUGUAUACAGAAGAUUGGGGCCUCUUCCAUGCUUUUACAUGUCCUUGCUGUAUGUGGUUCUGUAAAGUUGUAGCUGUUUGGCUUCUAUGCAUAUACUUUAUUUUAUAUCAUUUUGUUAUGGCCUUGAACUUUUGAAGCUUCUUUGCAUUCUGUUUUUAAUGUUCAUCGAAGUUCUCGUAUUUAUUGUAUAUUUAACUAUGGUUAUCUAUCAACGCAUUUUGAGAAGCAUGAAACUUAA